This is a messenger RNA of Miscanthus lutarioriparius, 489 nucleotides long. Lineage: Eukaryota; Viridiplantae; Streptophyta; Magnoliopsida; Poales; Poaceae. The record is from the annotation of a GenBank genome assembly.
AUGGCGUCCCUCCGGCUCGUGGCAACGCUAGCGCCCUCCGGUCCCCCUCAGCCACCUCUACGUGAGCGGCGGAGACCGCCCUCCGCAGUCCGUCUGACGGGUGGGGUGGGCCUGGCGGCGGCGGCGGCGGUUGCCGUGGCCGGGGCCGCGGCCGCCUCGCCACCAGCGCUCGCCGCGCUGUCCGAGCCGGCGAAUGCGCUCUCGCUGCCCACCUGGGCCGUCCACGUCUCCAGCGUCGCCGAGUGGGUGACGGCGAUGUGGCUGGUUUGGGACUACGGGGAGAGGACGGGGCUCAAGGGCUGGAAGGGCCUCUCGUGGGGGAUGGUUCCACUUCUUGGUGGAGCAAUGUGUGCUUGCACGUGGCAUUUCUUCUACAAUUCAGAGUCUCUUGAAGUCCUUGUAGCCCUUCAAGGUGCCCUGACAGUGAUUGGCAACAUAACAAUGUGCAUAGCUGCAUACCGCAUCUUCAAAGCAUCCCAGGAAGGCUAA